Messenger RNA from Stylophora pistillata, 1376 nucleotides. Its product is annotated as complex I intermediate-associated protein 30, mitochondrial. NCBI's taxonomy places the organism in Eukaryota, Metazoa, Cnidaria, Anthozoa, Scleractinia, Pocilloporidae. Gene Ontology annotation, cellular component: mitochondrion. The record is from RefSeq and is a predicted model, not a curated record. Gene Ontology annotation, biological process: mitochondrial respiratory chain complex I assembly; mitochondrial electron transport, NADH to ubiquinone.
ACUACAAAAACAUCAUGGCGGCUGGAAAAGGCAUCGUAAAAGGUGUCCAAGGGUUUUUAAGGAAGCCAGCCGUUAAAAAAGUUGUAGACACCCUCUUUCCGGAUCCAAUGUCGAGAUUAAAGUACCAGGAGAUUCUGUGGGACUUCAGCAAUAAGGAAUCUUUAGAACAGUGGACACUGAUAACAGAUGAACAAUUUGGUGGUAAAUCAGCAGCUGAAUUUGUACGAUCUCCAGGGGGAAAGGCUGUGUUUAAAGGAAAUCUAUCCACUGAACUACCUCAAGCUACGAGUGUCAAGUACAGUGGUAUGUGUGCAAUCAGAGCGCAGCCACACAGGGAUUGGAAAGGUGAUGUUGUUGCAAAUGACGUAACAGAUUAUGAUGGUAUUGUUAUGAGAGUGCGAGGUGAUGGUAGAACAUAUGCAUUCAAUGUUCAGACACAAAGCAUUAGAGAUGAUGACAUUCAUCAGUCUUUCUUUCAUACAAGAGGAGGACCACUUUGGGAGACAGUAAAGGUGCCAUUCACGAAGUUUGUCCUAACCAAUGCAGGUUACUUGCAGGAUCAACAGAUGGCUUUUCCAAGGAUACGCACACUAGGCUUCACUUUAGCAGACUGGAACACAGGACCAUUUCAUUUAGAAAUUGACUACAUUAAGCUGGUUAUGUUUAUGUACCAGCCUAAACAUUUCAAGUACCACUGGCAAAGUAAAGUUUAGAUUUGUUAUGAGGCAGUCCCCUAAUGUAUUUUUCUGUUUCCCUUGACUAUGAAAUGUUUCGGUAGAAACAUUUCAUUUGUAUUGGCCACUUUUUCUGAAUUUAGGCUUGUGUUCAACGUCUACAAAUUUGAUAUAUUUUCAUGUAUGGAGUCAGUUUUGAAUCAUAAUGUAAACUUCACCUUUGCUUGUUACUCGUGAAAAAAAACUAAGCCACAUCGAUAAAUGUUUUCUCCAGAGCACUGUCCUUCAAUUUAAUAAACAGGUAAACGAUGGUCACAGAAAUUUCAACCGCUAUGGAUCACAAGAAUCAUAUGUAAUGAAACGGCUCAGGUGUGCACUCUUGGAUGAGUGUUGUUUUUUGUGUGUGUGGAAAAGUUGUGGUAUUGUUUUAAUAGCUUAUCAUUAGUGCUUCGGCAAGAUUUUCUAUGCCUGCUAGAAACUAUGAGAACUUAUGAAGCCUUGAGCAUAUCAUUCCUCAACGAAAUUUCACUGGAACAAAAAUAACAGAACUUUGGUAGUAGUAACAAACAUUGUGCAAAUAAUUAUGUUUAUGGAUUCAUAUAUAUACUUCAACAGAUCAUUUCUAUCUUAAGUUUAAAUUGUAUAUAAAAAAUUUAUCAGAUAUAAUUUUCCUUUUUAGCAAUAUUAUUAUGUUUUUCAUGA